AUGGACGUCCACUUGCUCGUAUACGACCUCUCCCGGGGCUUGGCCCGUCAGAUGUCGGCAGGACUUCUCGGUUUUCAGCUUGAUGCCAUCUAUCACACAUCAAUCGAGCUGAAUGGUCGGGAAUACGUCUACGAUGGCGGCAUCAUUGCCAUUGCCCCCGGCUCAUCACACCUUGGCCAGCCCAUGGAGAAGAUACACCUUGGCACUACAAACUUGCCCAUGGACGUGAUAGAAGAGUUCCUUGACUCUCUUAGACCCAUCUUCACACUAGAGGCCUAUGACCUCUUCCAUCACAACUGCAACAACUUUAGCGACUCAUUCUCAAAUUUCCUCAUCGGAAAAGGAAUUCCGGAACACAUCGUCAAGAUGCCUCAAGCUGUCCUCGACUCACCCAUGGGUCGCAUGCUGCUUCCCCAGCUCACUCAGGGAGUCAAUGCUGGGAGGCAAAACGGCUCCAUCCUCGGCCUUCAACAAAGCGCCCAGACACCCGCGGCUCCAAAGCACAGCGUCAAGAAUGUCACCAAUCUUGCCGAGUUUAAUCGCCUAAUGGAAGCUGCAAGAAGCUCAUGCGCGGUCGUUUUCUUCACUUCAGCGACAUGCCCUCCCUGCAAGCUUCUGUACCCGACAUACGACGAGCUCGCCCAAGAGGUCGGGGACAAAUCCACGCUGAUAAAGAUUGAUAUAUCCAAGCCCCAAGCACAUCAGAUUGCCAGUCAGUACUCCAUCAGCGCCACGCCAACCAUAAUCACAUUUCUACGGGGAGAGCAGGAGAAUCGAUGGUCUGGAGCCGACCAAGCUGCUCUUCGCGGGAAUGUCAAUCUCCUCGUCCAGAUGGCCUUUCCACUUCAUCCACAUGAGAAGCUUCGCCUUCCAACCUUUGCAAACCCUGAUGCAAAGCCAGUCCUCUACUCCAAGGUUCCCCCUUUAGAUAAGCUCCUAGCCAAGAUGGGCAAUGAGGUGGCGAGCAAGCCUGAAGUGAAGGCCCUCAAGCAGUAUCUUGAGGACCGCGCCAAGGAUGGGCCUUCAAGUGCCGUUGUUCCUGAGAUGAGCCACCUGUCGAGUCUUGUGAAGGACUCAGUCUCAUCACUACCGAUUAACAUUCUCUUUACGAUUGUGGACUUAUUCAGGUGUUCCCUAUCUGACCCCAGAGUCAGCGGCUUUUUCGCCGAGGAAAAGGGUCACGAGACUGUCAGGGCUGUUUUGGACCUUGUCAACAAGCAGACAGAGUGCCCUUACGCACUACGCCUCGUUACAGUGCAGAUGGCCUGCAACUUCUUCUCGACGCCUCUAUUCCCUGAUGAAAUCAUGAAAGACAGCAAUCUACGCUCAGCCGUCAUUCUAUUGGUCUCGUCUAGCUUCCUCGAUGAAGGCCAUAACAACGUGAGAGUUGCAGCAUCAUCCCUCCUCUUCAACUUGUCUCUAGCGAAUCGACGGGCCAGAAAGAACUCAAAGCCAACUCUCUCCGGGGAUGACGAGCUAGAGCUGGCAGCGUCCGUCGUGGAGGCCAUCACACUAGAAGAGCAAUCAGCAGAUGCGCUGCAUGGCAUGUUGCUAGCUUUGGGACAUCUCAUCUACGGCACAGCUCUUGAUGGAGAACUGCCUGAUCUUCUUCAGGCAGUGGGGGCGGAGGAUAGCAUUCUGGCCAAGAAGUCCAAGUUUCCGGAUGAGAAGCUCAUCACAGAGGUCGGUGCAGAGUUGCUAGGCAAAGGGUUACGGAAGCCAUGA
This is a messenger RNA of Fusarium keratoplasticum, 1725 nucleotides long. RefSeq lists its product as uncharacterized. The record is from RefSeq and is a predicted model, not a curated record. Gene Ontology annotation, biological process: protein modification by small protein removal. Gene Ontology annotation, molecular function: peptidase activity. Lineage: Eukaryota; Fungi; Ascomycota; Sordariomycetes; Hypocreales; Nectriaceae. Bases 1 to 1725 code for a protein of 574 amino acids. The transcript has 2 exons.